Molecule: messenger RNA, 7580 nt
Organism: Paramuricea clavata
Lineage: Eukaryota; Metazoa; Cnidaria; Anthozoa; Malacalcyonacea; Plexauridae
Source: the annotation of a GenBank genome assembly
AUGAAAUGCGAGAAACAAAGUGCAUCCCAGCUGAAAACCAAUAUGGCAAAGUUCCUUUUGGCUUACCGGAAUACCCCGCAUUCGACGACUGGAGAACCACCGUCCGUGUUGUUUUUCGGCAGACCGCUACGGACUCGCCUCGAUUUGGUGAAACCUGAUUUACAAAGGAAAGUGAUGAACAGGCAAAUCGAUCAAGCGGGGAGGAAAGGACAUUGCCCUACACGCCAAUUAUCCAUUGGUCAGACGGUCAUAGCACGUAACUACAGUGGGAAAGACAAGUGGCUACCAGGUAUAGUUCGAGCUCAAACGGGACCCCUUUCGUACGAGAUAAAAGUUGGUCCAAAUCAAAUUUGGCGACGCCACAUCGACCAGCUUCGAGCCUCGAGUGUGAAAGUAAAUGACCAGAGUGAUGAUACGGCUGAACCUCAUCCAGAGCUCGGAGAGACUGGCCAGAAUAUUGCACCAGCAGAAGAAAUUGUCGCAGAGCCGGAUAUCGAACUAGCCACGAAUCCACCAGUAGUGCAACAACAAGAAACCGGUAGGGCUACAACAGGAUCUGAACAACGCUACCCAACUAGAUCACACCAACCACCCGAGAGGUGGGGUCUUAACUGUUUGAUCCGGAGACUGUUUAAGAAAACUACUUCAAAAACUCAUUAAUAAUUCAUGAAGCAAUUAUCCAAUCUUGAGUAAGAAAUUAGUCACAUGCAUACGUCUUUAUACCAGCUAAAGAACACUUUAACAAAAGACCAUUGUUAUGCAAACUAUAUAAAGAUUUUUAUAUAAAGGUUUUUAUAUAAGGAUUUUUAUAUAAUGAUUUUUAUAUAAAGAUUUGACUUAUUAUGCAUACGUUUUUGAAGUCAUUUAAAAAACUCGCGGGUCGUGUUUUAUUAGGUCUAAAGCCACUCACGCUUCGCGCUCGUGGCUUUCAACCUAAUAAACACUCCUGCUCGUUUUUUAAAUAGUACAUAGAGAACUGCUUCAUUACUUACUGUUAUGGUUAGCAUAAUUGUUCGAACACGAUAGUGAACUCAUGAACAAUAUUUUAUGAUACAUUCCUUAAGAGGAGAGAUGGUGUUAGAUAUAUAGAUAUAGACGGACAGCGGUGAUACGCACGGACAUGCGCAUUAGAUAUGUAGAUCGGCCAUGCUUAUGAUUAUUCAUAUUUUGUUAAAAGUAUAAUCUAAAUACACGACAUUGCCUACUUUUUUAGUCGUGGUGGGAUUCGUUAAACACGGCCACUUUCCAGGCAAUAAUAAUUUAGGGCCUGUUUAUAUCGGUGAAAUGAAUAUAACUGAACGCUUUCUUCAGAUAAAGCGCCUAUCUUUUUUCUUGAAGCCUCACGAUUCCCUCGCGAGACAGUUUAGGGAGGGAACAUGUUGUUUUAAUAAGAAAUACUAAAAGUAUAAGGUCUACUGGAACGUUCUGCCUGAAUAAAUGCAUUAAAGUUCCCAAGCGCUGUUAAAGAGCUUUUUUGUAAAUUUUUUAACUAAGACAUAUUGACGGAUUGACCGUGCUCUUGGCAUGCGUGAAAGGACUGGGACUGGCAUUCAAGUUUGGUUUCGAAUUUCCGGUUGGAGGUAGCGUUCCAGUUAUAUUCAGUUCACACGGAGGAGGAAUAAUUGAGUUACUCGGCAUUUACCGGCCGUCCCCAAAAUGAGGAAAAGUACAAACAAGAUUUUAAGUCGUUUGAAUAGGCAAUUCCAGCUUUUAGUUCAUGCGCGCAGGGGAUGAUGGGAAGUAAGGUAUCACAUUGCUGAUUAUGCUGAAAAAUUUCAAUAAAAUCUGCCAAAACAACCGAAAUAUUUCAAUAUUUACAAGUAUAAGCUAUCACUCCGUGUUUACACGGCCACCAUUUUUAUUUUUUCAGCAUAAUCAGCAAUAUGAUACCUUACUUCCCAUCACCCCUUGCACGCAUAAACUAAAAGUUGGAAUUGCCUAUUAGGUUUAAAAACAUUGCAAAAUAUCGUGAAUACAAAAAUAAGCGCCAAGAAAUUCGGGAAAGCUUAUUCCUAAUAAUUUGCGUGAAUUUUUAAGCUAUUAUUUCAAAUGCAAUGUUUGAGCUAUUAUCUCUGGUUGCUGAGUUUCACUUGCUGCUCGGGUAAGGUUACUUUAUGAAUUUAGGACAAAGACCGCGGACCAAGUGGACGAAUUUCGGCGUAUUUCGCUAUAUAGGCUUCCGCUAUAGGCUUUCAGACAAUUCUGGCACGUUUGUAAAUAAAGUCACCUUAGAAGAUUAGGUGACAUUGUAUAAGGUUUGGUUUAAAAUGAGUGCACUUGUUGCCUUUUAGACACAUUUCACGAUAAGUAACUUGAUAGUGAUUAUAAAGUUUUUAUACUACAAUAUUGUAAAACUUUCUAUUGUAUGAGUAUUGAUACCUUUGAUGGUAAAUUGUAUAUGAAUUGAAAAAAACUAUAUCAUAGAGGCCUGUUUCUGCUGAAAACGUUCCGUUCUGCACCUUAUAAUGAAUACGUUAUGUAUACGGCAAGAUGGAAAAUAUAUAUAUGGCUGCAACAUAUUUAAUUCCGUUUGCGGUUUCUUACGAGUAAUGCCCAUUAACGCUAAACAACAACAUAGAAUGUUUGACUACGUGCAGUACAUGAGCUGUUUAUACAAUAUUAUACCAGCUGUCUUAUUUGGGACGUGCGGAACUAACACGGUUACACGACCUCUUGAAAAUACUGACUCGUCCUUGUAGACGAGGUGUCUAUGUACUUCACAUAAAUGUCCAGCUAAAAAUAUAAACAAUAGACAACUUGCACGCAUGUUAGACUAAUUUUUUAUCUAUAGGCAAAAAAAGUAAAUACCCGUAAAGAACUUAUUAAAAUUAGGAAUUUUGCAAAAUUUGGUUAUAUACGAAAUGUUGUAAAAUACGGAAAAUAUAGCCUUGCAAAGUUUGCACAUUUUGUAUAUAUGUUCGUAUUGCGUGCGGAAAUUGUUAUAUUUUUCAGCCGAAAUGGUAACAAUUUGUUUCCGCAUGCGCGUAUAUAGAAACAUAUACAAAAUUUGCAAACUUUGCAAGACUAUAUUUUCCAAGCUUUACAACCAAAUUUUGCAAUUUUACUAAUUUUAUUAUGUUCUUUUUACCUGUGGUGUUUGAUCCCCUUCUCUUUACUUAAGUCUUAGAUUAAAAUUUUGUCUAACAUGCAAGUUGUCCAUUAGGUCGUGGAUUUUGCUCAAAAACAAUUUACAAACAGCUGCGUAUAUAUAACCGACAAAAAUAGGAAGUUCAUAGUUACCUUUUAGUUAAUAAUGGAAGCAAGUUCGCUACUAAAUUACUUCAAUAGCAGUAAUAUUACAUAUUGCGCGGAAAAUGGUCAGUGCAGUACGUGCAAAUUAUUAUCAGUGCUACUAGAUUUUUGUCUAUAGAGAUUUUAUAGUUUAUAGUAAUAUUCCUGACGGUAAAUUGUUUAACGGAGCUAGAUUAUACAAGUCGACAACACCUAAUAAACCACGUUGAAGCUGUAUUCCAGCGACUGCACCUUAAUGCACUGCAUGCAGUGCUGUCCGUAUGAGAAGCGGAAAAGUUUUACUGUUGUCUGUUAAUUCUGGUUGUCUAGAUCAAGGAAAUAGUUAUUGUUGCCUCUUAUGCGUUUCCAGACCAAAUAAUGUAUUAUUGGAUGAAGAUGGCUCGAUACAGCUUUUUAAAAAUAAAAAAAUUAGAUCUGCAUUUUUGGGGCGUAUUACUUGUCGAAAAACAAAAAUCAUCUUAUACUUAUGUAAAACAACGUCUAAAGAGUCGCGGCACAAAAGUUACGAAACUGCCGUUGCUAUGACAACAAUAGGGAGUUUAAGCUUCAGCUUUUCAGGAAAGGCAAAUGCAUGCAGGUUCGAACUUUCUGAGCAAAAUUUUCGUUGGACAUUUUCUUUUCAUAUUUUCUUUCUUGGGUCGAAAGAAUAAUCAUACAUUGCAGUAUUAAAACAGCAAGUUCAUUUACUCUUUUAUUGCCUGAUAUACGGUAAACUUUUUCUUGCCUAAAUUACCUGGCGUUUGCCAUUUGACGUAUAACGCAAAGCCACUAAUCUGAAAUAAUUAAGACUGGAUAAAGCAUCUGCUAUGCAUAUAAGUGAAGCCAAUGGGCAAUAUAGAGGCCAUAUUGGAUGGCCCCACCAGUUAAUCUAAUCUGGUGUAAUGGACAUGUUUUACUGUUCCUUUACGUUUUUAGUCACUAGAGGGAAAGGACAAAUAUUGCCUAUAGAUAAGAAUUUAUCAUCAGUAGUCUCUCUUUUUUCCUAGUGGUGAAUAACUAAUGAGGGGGGCCAUCAAAUAUGGCCGCCAUGCAUAAGGCCACAUAAAAAAAAUUACUUGUUUAGCGUCCACCCAUUUUAAUUUUCCUAGGUCGGGCGGGCGGAUUUUUUUAUUUUUUUUUCGUAAAAUGCAACACAAAAUUCUGCUAAAUGCAGGAAAUCCAGUAUAUUACCACAGUCAAAACUCACUUUAAUUCUUUCAAAAUCCGUUCAUGUUUUUUAAUACCGUUCAUGUUUUUAAUAAAACAGAAAUGAUUAUACCGUUUGGCGGUCACGCGCGAACACUUUAGCUGCGAGGAAGGAGUAAACGUAUUACAUAGCUCCCAGAAGAAUAAAAUCACCAUUUUUUCAAGUAAAACGGUCUUUUUUAUAGAGAGUUUUUGCACUAAACUCGGAUGGAUUUAAAAAAAAAUAAAAAAAAAUUGGAGGUCGGGGACUUUUAUCAGGUCGGGCGGGGACGCUAAACAAGUAAUUUUUUUUAUGUGGCCUAAGCCUCGUUAUAUGUGGUGUAUAAAACGUUCUAAAACUACUUCGAAGAGCAGUUUGGAAGCUAUAUUUCACAAGUCACAUAGGCGAAGAUAUUUGCUUUAUAGUCUAACUGAAUUUAAACAGCAAACGAUUAGACUGGUCAUGAAUUUGACUGAUUUAUAAAUCUUAUCUCAUCAAAAUAUUCUGGCUUCAAAAUCGGAUUACUGAAUUCAAUAGGACGCUUUAUCCAGUCUUAUUUCAGAUCAGUGCGCGAAGCUAAAAAGCUCUCUAAUGACGUUCCAAUAUGGCGGAUAUUUUUGCUUUGAAGUUUAAUUCAACUCGUAAACGACAUUGGUGACCCCCAAAUUCUAUUUCAUAAAAUUACUUAUCUUAGUGUCUGUCGAGCCAAACUUUUUCAAAUUACGUAAAUAAUUUUUUCUCAACGACAACAAAAUUUUCUUACAAUUGCUAAGAUAAUUGAGUAUACUCAUUCAUAAAAUGAUUUUUCUUAGUAUACUAAGAAAAAUCAUUUUAUGAAAUAAAUUUUGAGGCUCAUGCACCGAUGAUAUUUUCGAGUUAAAUUACUUUAAAGCUAAAAUAUCCGCCUUCUUGAAACGUCAUUGCUGCCAUAGCAACGGCAGUUGUUUAACUUUUGGGAAAAAAUUCAAAUCCUUUAGAUGCUGUUUUUCAUCAGUGAGAAGAUACUUGUUGUUUUUAAAAAAAUAUACAAAUCUAAAUAGCAAGUUUUCUAUCUUUUUCAAAGCUAUGUCGAUGUGCAAUGUGCAAAAAAUUAUUAUGAAUGCGAUAAACUUCAAUAUGAAAAUGAGGCUCGCAACUCGCAAGUGACAUCUGCACUCAUGAAACACAUGCAUGCAGGUGUUUAAAAAUAUUAUUGUGCAUCAAGUAAUUUUAGUCAUGACUAUAAGGAAACUUUUUGCUCGCCUGCUUAUUCCAAAAAUUUUAUAUAUUUUCACAUCAAUGUUGUCUUCUAAAAAUACUUCAGCUAAUAUUUUGAUAUGAGCAUAAUGACCUUUUAUAAGAAUACUGUCGCUACACAACGACUAAUAACCUUUGGCUAUUUUGUUAAUUAAGUGCAUUGUCUAAUUAUGCUAGCGUUUUUCCUAGCUUUCCAAAAACUUAUACUCGCCGGGCUCUUUUUCCGUCAUGGAAGCAAUAUAAACAGCCUGUAAUAAUUAAGAUUUUUGAGCAGUAUACUGCAUGGAUUGAAUACAACAAUUUCUCUUCGAUACAUGAUGCGUAGUUAACUUAUUCGGAGAAGAAAAAUGUGCGUGCAUAAUUUAGCAUAUAUAUAAGUUGUUGCGACUAUAGUGCGUGUAUUGUAAUUAUGCACACGUAACACGUUUUUGGAAUAACUGUAAUUUCAUAUUAACUAAAACUGUCACUGAGCCGGUAGAAGAGACCGUUAUUGGUGUUUAAAAUUUUAGGUUUGCGUAAAAUGUGUUCCAAAAGACUAUAGAUCUUCUGUCCGUGAACAGGUGAAACUUUGACAAACAAUUUAAUUAUUAAAGCGAUACUUUGCCACAAUUCAUGCAAUUAACACGCAAAUGAACAUGGAUGCGUUAAGUGCUUGUCGGUUUUGUAAUGUAAACAUUCUCUUUAAUGAGGGCCCUGAAGGGGCAAAAUGGGAACUAGGAUUGAUCUAUUUUUAGACUGGGAAAAUGGGAUUUGGGUUGCUGGGACUGGGAUUUGGCCACUGGGAAUGGGAAAUGAAAUCCUCAAAAAUGGGAAUGGGAUUGAGGUAAUGCGAGUCGAUUCCCAAUUUUUCUGCGUUUUGAGUAUUUUAAAAUACAAUUUUGAUCCGUUUUUGGUGUCUUUGGUCAUGAUUUUUGUUGUUAACUAUAUUAUUCACAGCACUACCUGCGAACAGGCAUACUCUGGCGCCCGGAAUUUUGGGUUUUCUGAUUAUGCGUGUCUCAGGAUGCUGCAAAUGCCAUUUCCGGGAUUCAAAUUUAAAAAUUUUCCCCCUAAUAUUUCAUAAAGUGUCCGCCACAUGCUUAAAAGGUCUUAAAACUGUUUAUUCUACCGAUAAAUAAAGGGUUUUCUAUUGACUGGGAUUUCUAAUACUGGGACUGGGAUUUUGCCAAAAUUUCAGGUGGGAAAUGGGAUUGGGACCCCCCCCCCCUUCAGGACCUCUUUAAUGAACCUAUAAUUGCAUGGGCAUCACGUACCCUGCCAUAGCGCGUUGCAGGUAUAUAACGUCCUAGCCUCCUCCAUUUGCCACUUAGUUCAGUUUAGCUGUCAACGCGCAGAAAACAACCAAAAAAUUGAUCAACCCGAGUCUGUGUUCUCUCAUAACAACGAAAUGAAACGCUUUCUUCGAACAGCGCUCAUGUCUGUGCGAUUUCUGUUCCUGAUCUUGUUGCCACUUGCAGUUACAAUGGAACAAGAAUACUGCAUGCGUGACGAUCACACGAACGUGGCGAUUCCUUUUCGCUCGCUGUAUGGAGGUAAGUUUAGCUAAGUUUAAUUUAUAGGGAAGCCUUCAUUCUUGCUUCUAAUUCAUAUAGAGUCAUUGUGUUUUUUCUAAUGUUUCCAUGUCAUUUCUGCAACAAUAUAUAGUUAUCCGCAUGUGAACGUUUUUCUUUGCCUGAUAAAUAUUCUUUUCGUUGUAGAUGUUUGUCCUUUGAUAAAAGAUAUUCUCUCUGAAGCGACGUAUGAUUUCCAGAAUCAUUGUGGCAUGAAGUGUUUGCAAAAUCCAUUCUGUGCUGGAUACAAUUUUAAGAAAAAGCACCAGAAGAAGACUCCAAACUGCCAGUUAACACACACGCUGGAUCACAACUUUCAUGAUUGCAACGCUGAUGACAAAGGCUGGGUAUUUUAUCAUCCUGUUGCUCCAAGAAAG